AUGGCUUCCCCCGCGCCCCAGCGAACAGGCUUCGCCCUGCCUCUGCUCUACCGCUUCUUCUUCCUCUUUCUCGAGCCCAUCUCAGCGCUCGUGGGCGCCUACUUUUGCCACCUGCGCCAGGCGCGGUACCUCGCGCUCCUCGACGCACCUUCGGCCGCGGCCACGACCUUCACCACCGGCGCCCUGCCGCUUGGCACGUCGGUGGCGCUGUCGCAGCUGGCCAACAUGUACCUCUUCUUCGCCCUCAACGAGGCCGUGGUGCUGCGCAGCACCAGCGACCUUCGCGUCUGGAAGGCCGUCCUGGCGGUGCUGCUGCUGGCCGACCUGGGCCACCUGUACUCCAUGCGGGAGCUGGGACCGCAUAUCUACUACGACGUGCUGGGUUGGAACGAGGGCGACUGGGGCAACGUGCCCUGGGUGUACGCGGGUGCGACGCUGCGCAUCUGCUUCUUGGCGGGGGUUGGCAUGGGCCCAAAGGCGCCGGUGAAGCGCGAGUGA
This is a messenger RNA of Akanthomyces muscarius, 498 nucleotides long. RefSeq lists its product as uncharacterized. The record is from RefSeq and is a predicted model, not a curated record. The transcript has a single exon. Lineage: Eukaryota; Fungi; Ascomycota; Sordariomycetes; Hypocreales; Cordycipitaceae. The coding region runs from base 1 to 498 and encodes 165 amino acids.